Molecule: messenger RNA, 1358 nt
Organism: Guyanagaster necrorhizus
Lineage: Eukaryota; Fungi; Basidiomycota; Agaricomycetes; Agaricales; Physalacriaceae
Exons: 3
Coding region: 93-1253 (386 amino acids)
Biological process (GO): superoxide metabolic process
Cellular component (GO): cytoplasm
Molecular function (GO): metal ion binding; superoxide dismutase activity
Source: RefSeq, a predicted model, not a curated record
GGUUACCAAAAAAAUUCGGUUCACUGCCGUUCAGUGCCUUCACGGUGACCUCGUCGUUGUUUCUUUUCCUUUAGGGCAGCCGCUCGUCCACUAUGAGCACAUUACGGCUGUGUGUUAACGCGUUAAGGUCAUCUUGUAGUCGCCCCAGAAGAUUACAAUACGCCUGCCUCACCGCACGGAAUGCCCACACGCGCGUUCCACUUAGGUAUCCUAUCGAGGCCGGCUUAGGAGAGUUCCUACCUCCAGUGGCGCUCAAGGUCGUUGCUGUCGACUAUCAGGAUGGGCUAUUGAGGCAGUUGAAUGAGGAGACUCGAGGCUCACAAUAUGAGGGAAUGUCCGUGGUGACUACCCUAACGACGUCUCUUGAGGACCCAUUUGACAUACUGAUAUCCAAUCUCGCGAGUCUGGCUGUUAACAAUCACUUCUUCCUUGACCAUCUUAAGCCUCCACCGACAAAGGGUUUGACACAUCAGGAUGAGAUGUCUUCAACCUUGCGUACAAAUAUAAAAGAACAGUAUGGCAGCAUAGCCCAGCUGAAAUCCACUUUUUCUGCGGCAACACUGGGGAUGUUUUCCUCGGGGUAUGUCUGGCUCGUCACGGACAGCGCAGGAAGAAUGGCAAUUAUCCCUACGUUUGGCGCGGGUACACUUCUGGUCCGGUCUCGCCAAUACAAAGCUCCUAUGGACGAUCUCAAAGAUCUGGACUUGAGGCGCGACGGACUCGUAUCAGGCGAACCAUUCUAUGACGAGUAUGUGAAGGAAGUGGACGAAGAAUGGGACAGAUUGAAGAAGGAGGUCGAAUUGACCGAAGAAGGAGCAGAACCUUCACAAGAGGAGCUAGAAGAAAUGUACAAGCCCACGCCAAGCGAGCAGCCUGAGGUGUUCACUCCGGUUUCGACAUUCAAGCCUCCAUACAAGAAGCCUUGGCAACCUGGUGAACGUGGAUAUCAUACCAGUGCCAGGACAUUAGCCAUCACGGAUCCCUCCACUCGGCAAUCCGCCAACUCAGAGGGUUUCUCAGAUCGGUUCGACCCCGGAAAAGAUGAUGUUAAUAAUCUCGGAGACGUGCUGUACCCGCUUUUCUGUGUAUCGGUUCACGAACAUGCUUGGAUGAGCGCCGGGUAUGGCGUGUGGGGAAAAGAGGAAUGGAUGAAAGAGUUCUGGUCGGUCUUGGACUGGGCCAAAAUUAGCAACACGUACGCUAGUGUUGCGAGUGGCAUAGGUGACAAAUCCGCUAAAAGGCCAUUGCCCUAAUAUCUCAAUACAGCAUCAUUUGUUCUGUAGACGGAGGACAUAUUCUACUCACUUAUUAAGUCCUAGAUUUUCGGACCGAGAUCCGAUUGUUUGGUUUCAUGUUUG